This is a messenger RNA of Miniopterus natalensis, 1635 nucleotides long. The record is from RefSeq and is a predicted model, not a curated record. NCBI's taxonomy places the organism in Eukaryota, Metazoa, Chordata, Mammalia, Chiroptera, Miniopteridae.
AUGAGGCUGGUGGAGGGCUCGGUCUCCCUGAGGGUGCCCCUCUUGCUGCUUGGGCUCUGGGUGGUGCUGGCUCCAGUCCAGAGUUCUCAAGGUCGUCCCUCGUGGCGCUACAUCUCCUCCGAGGUGGUGAUUCCCAGGGAAGAGCUGCACCUUGGCAAAGGUGUUCGGAUUCCAGGCUGGCUCUCCUACAGCCUGAGUUUUGGGGGCCAGAGACACGUUAUCCACAUGCGGCGAAAGAAACUGUUUUGGCCCCGAAAUCUGGUGAUAAUGACUCAGGAUGACCAGGGAGCCUUGCAGAUGGAUUACCCCUUUGUCCCUCUGGACUGUUACUACCUCGGCUACCUGGAGGACGUCCCUCUUUCCAUGGUCACCGUGGACACGUGCUAUGGGGGCCUGGAAGGUAUCAUGAAGUUGGAUGACCUUGCCUAUGAAAUCAAACCCCUGAAGGAUUCCCACAGGUUUGAACACAUAGUUUCUCAGAUAGUGGCAGACACCAAUGCCAUAGGACCCAUGUUCCCGCUGGGACACAAGGAAGAGAGGCACCCCCUGUCGUCUCAGGUGAACGUCAGUUUAGUCUCCAGGGUCAGUAGUAAGCUCUACGCAUCCCANGUCGUCUCAGGUAUUGUCUUUAUGGCUCACUUAAACAGACAUCACUUUUUGCUAUCGAUUAUAGCCACCCACCAAGUCUCGAAACUUUUCGGUCUGUUUAUUGAUGGUGCAGAAUGUAUUUGCCAGAGAAGGACCACCUGCAUCAUGUACAGAUACCCUGUGUUGACAGAUUCAUACAGUAACUGUUCCUAUUUUCACAUGCAAAACGUGGUUAGUAAUACUUUAGCACCCUGCUUGUACAUCCCUGCUUUCACGUAUUACAAUCAAAGCCUGGUAUUGGACCGAUGCGGAAACUACUUGGUGGAGGGCACAGAGCAGUGUGACUGUGGGUCCUUCAAGGAGUGUUAUAACAACCCAUGCUGCAACAAUGACUGCACCUUUACGCCUGGGACUUCCUGUAACACAGGCAAGUGCUGCGCAAACUGCACCAACGUGGUCCCAGGGACGAUGUGCAGAACAAUGCAAAGCAUCUGCGAUCUUCCGGAGUACUGCCCCGGGUCAACCCCGACAUGCCCUGCAGAUGUUUAUCUGCAAGAUGGAACCCCUUGUACCGAAGACGGCUACUGCUAUCAUGGGAACUGUACUGACCGCAGCCUGCACUGCAAGGAGAUCUUUGGUAUUGACGCGGAGAAUGGGCCAGACCACUGCUACAACAUGAAUAAGAAGUCCAACCGGUUUGGACACUGUGGUAUUACUUUCUCACCCAAACUGGAGGAUUGUGGUGAUGCGAACAUUAAGUGUGGGCGCCUACAGUGUGUCAACGUCACUCAUUUGCCUCGGCUGCAGCAACAUGUGGGAUUCCACCAGUCUCUGAUCAGCGGGACCAUGUGUUUUGGGGUGGGUUCGCACCGUGGGUCAGAAGCAACUGAUGUUGGUGCUGUGAGAUCUGGUACCCUCUGUGAUGAUGGAAAGUUUUGUCUUGACAGUCGUUGCAGUGGUACUGUGAGUGACAUAAAUUAUGACUGUCCCCCUUCAAAAUGCAAUUUUCAUGGAGUUUGCAACAAUAGAAAUAACUGCCAUUGCCAU